AAAAAGAAUAAUUAGAUAAUAAUAAUAAUAAGAAUUCGAAUCUUAAUAAAAGGAAGGGUUCGAAUAGCAUCUACUAAUAUUACCGAAAACUUUGUGAAAAUACUUCUACGAGAAGGUUUUAUUGAAAACGUUCGAAAACCAUAGGGAAAGUAACAAAUCUUUCUUGGCACGUGCCCCUGCUCCUGGUCUUCGAACUAGUCAUUAAUGGUCGGCAACAUAGGUACCCUUUUUGGGUAUGCGUUGCGAACACUUUCAUUUUUAGCGUCUCAUCUUCUCUGGAGAAGCUCAAAUCGAACGGAUAGAGCAGAUGGUCCAACUACAGAACUUCUUCUUUUUCAUUACUUCCAUGGUCGUGCCCCGUGGCACGGCAGCACCCGUACUAUUGAAAUGGUUCGUCAGUAGAGAUGUUCCCACUGGUGCCUCUUCUUCCAAUGGUACUAUAAUUCCUAUUCCUAUCCCUUUAUUCCCUUUUUUGGUCUAUCUACAUUUAAGGAAAUUCAUACGCUCCAUGGACAGAGAAAAAAGUGGAGUGUUGGUCAAAGCAAGCCGCCCUAUUCUAUUACCAGACAAAAUGGAGAGAAGCUCAUCCGCUAGAAAUGCUUUAUUUCGUUUCGUUCCCGUUCUUCAUUUCCUUAUUAUCGAAUCCAUGGGGGACUUGUCAUAUUUAGAAUCUUUCUGCGGUCUGCUCUGUUUACAAUUCUUUCGUACUCUCUUCUCUUUACCACGCGAUAGGUCAGCGAAGCGUGAGCGGGCGCUCCGAAGUAAAGGCCAAACACUUCGGCCUAAGGGGAAUGAGCAACAAAAUGACAAGAUGAGGUGCCCCGGGUACCCCCAUAUAGAAAGAAGGGUCGAAGGUUUUGGGACUGUAGCUUUCCCCGCCCCCCCCCUCGUCGAGUGGUGCUUGUUUGGGGGGUGUGCCACCAGAAAGCGGGCUUGAAGCUCUCGCCUUACC
This is a messenger RNA of Triticum aestivum (bread wheat), 952 nucleotides long. RefSeq names its product cytochrome c biogenesis CcmF C-terminal-like mitochondrial protein. Bases 308 to 937 code for a protein of 209 amino acids. The transcript has a single exon. Gene Ontology annotation, biological process: cytochrome complex assembly. The record is from RefSeq and is a predicted model, not a curated record. NCBI's taxonomy places the organism in Eukaryota, Viridiplantae, Streptophyta, Magnoliopsida, Poales, Poaceae.